Molecule: messenger RNA, 4380 nt
Organism: Elephantulus edwardii (Cape elephant shrew)
Lineage: Eukaryota; Metazoa; Chordata; Mammalia; Macroscelidea; Macroscelididae
Product: ovostatin homolog 2-like
Exons: 35
Cellular component (GO): extracellular region
Molecular function (GO): endopeptidase inhibitor activity
Source: RefSeq, a predicted model, not a curated record
AUGCUGAUCAUCUUUCUGAGCACUUUUGUGCUUCACUUCACUACUGCUGUUACUUCAGAACCGCAGUAUAUCCUAUGGAUCUCUUCUGUGAUACAGAGACAUUCUACAGAAAAAACUUGUGUCCAUCUUUUAAACCUUAAUGAAUCUGUAUCUUUGAGUGUUAUCUUAGAAUAUGAUGGCGUCAAUACCACUCUUUUUGAUCAGUUUGUGGAGGAAAAGAAUUUUUAUACUUGUGCAAAUUUCCAGAUCUCUCAUAAAUCCUCUGAACAAUUGGCUUUUGUGACAUUGUUGGCUAAGGGAGAUACUCACAGCAUUUUUGAGAGGAGAUCUGUGGCCAUCACUUCAGAAGAGACUGUUACCUUUGUGCAGACAGAUAAACCCAUCUAUAAACAAGGAGAGAAGGUUCUAUUUCGUGUCGUGACAUUGGAUAUUAAGUUCAAGCCUGUUGCAGAUUUGUAUCCUUUAAUUAUAAUUCAGGAUCCUAAAGGCAAUAGGAUUUUUCAGUGGCAAAAUGUGACUUCUACUCAAAAUAUUACCCAGCUUUCAUUCCAGUUGACUAAAGAACCAAUGUUGGGAGAUUAUUCAAUUAUCGUGAAGAAAAAAUCAGAAAAGACAGUGAGCCACCAAUUUACUGUUAAUGAAUAUGUUUUGCCCAAUUUCGAAGUUAUAAUCAAUGCACCAAAAACAAUAACUAUUUCAGAUGAUGCGUUCCAAGUGACUGCAUGUGCUAAGUAUACCUUUGGCCAACCUGUGCAAGGGAAAGCCCAAAUCCAGGUGUGCAGAAAAUUUUACUCCUCCACCAACUGUGGGGAAGACAAUGAAAUCUGUGAGCGGUUCGUCACACAGUUGAAAAGUGGGUGUGCUUCUCAACUUGUAAAUACAAAAGUCCUCCAACUCUACCAAUCUGGAUUUUUCAUGUCAUUUUCUAUAAAGGCAGUUGUUACAGAAAUUGGAACAGGUGUGCAGAUUAGUGAAAAAACCUCUGUUUCUAUCACUCAAUUGCUUGGGAGUGUGAGCUUUGAGAAUGGAGACCCUUUCUAUAGAAGAGGAAUUUCUUAUUUUGGAACUCUUAAAUUUUCUGGUCCCAACAAUGUACCUAUGGUGAGCAAGUUAUUACAAUUGGAGCUUAAUGAAAAAUUUAUAGGAAAUUAUACCACAGAUGAGAAUGGGGAAGCUCAGUUUUCCAUUGACACUUCAGACAUAUUUGAUCCAGAAUUCAACCUAAAAGCUUCAUAUAUUCGACCGAGGAGCUGCUAUGGUUCUGGCUGGUUGACGCCUGACUAUGGAGAUGCUCAUUUGUUAGUCUCACGUUUUUACUCUCGAACCAAUAGCUUCCUGAAGAUUGUUCCAGAGCCAAAGCAGCUUAAGUGUAAUCAACAGAAGAUUGUUACUGUGCAUUAUUCCCUAAACAAUGAAGCAUAUGCAGAUCAUUCAAAUGUAAACUUCUAUUACUUGGUGAGUUUCUGUAGGUGACUUCAUGGAAUCUGGAUGUAUGUUUGUUGUUGUUGUAUAUUUUCAACCUGGAAUGGAAACUUCUCUUUCCAUAUUGAAGUCAGUGCUGAUCUGGCUCCUGUGGCCAUCAUGUUUGUCUACACCCUUCACCCCAGUGGGGAAAUUGUGGCUGACAGUGUCAAAUUCCAGGUGGAAAAGUGUUUUAAAAACAAGGUUGACAUUAAGUUUUCUAAAGGGCAGGGGCUGCCUGGCUCCAGUGUUGAUCUCCAUCUUCAAGCAGCCUCUGAUUCAUUCUGUGCUUUGCGGGCUGUGGAUAAAAGUGUGCUUCUACUGAAACCAGAACAAGAGCUGUCAGCUGAAAGUGUGUACAAUCUGCUUCCUUAUAUAGAACUAUAUGGUUAUUUCCAUGAUAGUCUCAACCUUGACGAUGAAAAGCUCAACCCUUGCAUUCCUCCAAAGAAUAUGUUUUACCAUGGUUUGUAUUAUAUGCCUGUGAGCAAUAAUGGGGAUGGAGACAUCUUUAAUAUUAUUAGGGAUAUGGGUCUGAAAGCCCUUACCAAUCUUCACUACCGAAAACCAGAAGUAUGUGUAACAGAGACAAGGCCUCAUUACUAUGAGGCAAGGCCAGUAUUUCUUGAAGCAGCAGGAUUUGACAGUAUGCCUAGUGACACAUCUAGAUUUGCAUGUAGGUAAUCUAACUUCGUGGAUAAUUCCGUAUAUGUAGAACAAGCCAUAAUAGAAACAGUACGAAGAAACUUCCCAGAGACAUGGAUAUGGGAUCUCGUGAGUACCAACUCCUCAGGUUCAGCGAGUAUUUCAUUCCGCAUUCCUGAUACUAUAACCAAAUGGGAGACAAAUGGCUUCUGUGUGAAUGGUGAUGCUGGCUUUGGCAUUUCAUCAACAGCAGAUCUGGAAGUCUUUCAGCCUUUUUUUAUUGAAACUACUGUACCUUUUUCAUUAGUUCAAAAUGAACAAUCUGAUUUGAUUGUCACUGUCUUCAACUACUUGAAUAUAUGUGCAGAGAUUUCUGUUCGACUAGAACCAUCUGAAGAUUAUGAGGCAGGGAGUAACACUCUGCAAAGCAAGAAUGGUGAGAUUAUCCAAGCUGGAGAGAGGAAGACAUAUGUGUGGACUCUUCUACCUAAAAAACUGGGUGAAGUGAACAUUACUGUAGUUGGUGAAUCCAAACAAAGUAGCGGUUGCGCUAAUCAAGCACCUGAGCAACACAAUGUAAGAUGGAAAGAUACCGUCGUGAAGAGUUUACUGGUAGAGCCUGAAGGUAUUGAAAAAGAAAUGACUCAAAGUUUUCUUAUCUGUACAAAAGGUGAUAAAGCCUCCAGACAGAUAGUUUUGGACUUGCCUAACAAUGUAGUCGAAGGAUCUGCCAGGGCCUUUUUCACUGUUGUGGGGGAUAUUCUUGGACUGGCAAUACAAAACAUGGAGAAUCUUCUCCAAAUGCCCCAUGGAUGUGGAGAGCAGAAUAUUGCUCUACUAGCAUCUGACACCUAUGUUCUUGACUAUCUGAAAUCCACUGGGCAGUUGACAGAAGAAGUUAAAUCUAAAGCCACCUUUUUCUUAUCUAAUGGCUAUCAAAAACAGUUGGCUUUCAAAAACUAUGAUGGAUCAUAUGGUGUGUUUUGGCAGAAGAAUCAGGAAGGAAAUAUUUGGCUUACAACUUUUACAUUUAAAACGUUUGGGGGAAUGAAGAAACAUAUUUACAUUGAUGAACAAGUUCAAAAACAAACUUUGAUCUGGCUUUCCAACAAACAGAAAAGUAAUGGCUGCUUUCAAAGUGAUGGCAAACUUUUCAACAAUGCCUGGGAGGGUGGAGACAACGAUGAGGACAUUUUAAUUACUGCCUAUAUUGUUGGAGCACUUCUUGAGUCUGGCCUGAAUUUCAGUUUUCCUGUUCUACGAAAUGGCCUUUUUUGCCUAGAAGAUGCAUUGGGAAGUGGUGUCACGAAUGGCUAUACUCAUGCAAUUCUAGCUUAUGUUUUUGCAUUAGCUGGAAAAGAGAAGCAAGCGGAAUCUUUACUCCAGAUCUUGGAUCAGUCUGCAACAAAAAUACAUAACGUUAUAUACUGGGAGCGAGCAAAGAAGCCAAAGGCAGAAGAAUCCCCAUCUUUCCUUCCUCGGGCACCUUCUGCUGAGAAUGAGAAAACCUGUUAUGUGCUAUUGGCUGUCAUUUCUCAGAAAACUCCUGACCUCACUUAUGCUAGUAAGAUUGUGCAAUGGCUCACCCAGCAGAUGAAUUCCCACGGAGGCUUCUCUUCCACCCAGGACACUGCCGUCUGUCUUCUGGCCAUAACCAGCUAUAUGAAGCUCACGUUCUCUAAUGAACAAAGCACUAUCACCUUUAGAGGUGAAGAAACCAAUGAGAUCUUCCAGGUUAACAACGACAAUCGCUUGCUGGUCCAGCGCUCAGAACUAACAAAAGCACAGGGACAGUAUACAGUUGACAUGGAAGGACAAGGCUGCACAUUUGUCCAGGCUACCCUUAGGUAUAACAUGUUGGUACCCAAGAAGGCAUCUGGAUUUGCCCUUUCCUUGGAAAUGGUGAAGGGAAACUCUUCAGAUGAAUUCCAGAUGAAUUAUAAUUUAACUGUGACUUUCAACUACACUGGAAUUCGCAAAAACUCCAAUAUGGUCAUUGUUGAUGUAAAAAUGUUGUCAGGAUUUUCUCCAGUCAUGUCAUCUCUUGAGGAGCUUGAAAAUAAUGGACAAGUGAUGAAGACUGAAGUCCAGAGCAGUCAUGUUCUUUUCUACUUGGAUAAUAUUUUUGAUACAACAAAAAGUUUUACUUUCUCUGUUGAGCAAAGUAAUCUUGUGUCCAAUAUUCAGUCAGCUUCAGCCAUGGUCUAUGAUUAUUAUGAAAAAGAUGAAUAUGCUUUUGUUUCUUAUAACAUCCCUAUUUCAGUUUCCCAGUGA